UACUUUUGCAAGUUAUAUAUAAAGCAGACUUCAGGUGUAACUGUCUUAUUUCAAUCAUGGAGAGACACAUCAUACUUCUGUUUUUCUUCUUCAUAAUUUUGAUCUUGGUUCCAAAUGAUGUUCAAGGAAACAAAGUUUGUUUUCUAAAGCCUAAACAAGGACCUUGUUUAGCAUAUUUUCGGAGAUACUAUUACAAUUGGAAAAGGGCAAAAUGUGUAAAAUUUAUAUACGGUGGUUGUCAGGGAAACGGUAACAAUUUCCAUAGUAUUGCUGAAUGCAGGAGAAAUUGUCCAUUCCAGAAAGGAUAAAAGCGACCAACAAACGUCAAAUAAAAUAAAAUAAAAUAAUUGUUAAAAAUUA
Messenger RNA from Mytilus trossulus (common blue mussel), 360 nucleotides. RefSeq names its product mambaquaretin-4-like. The transcript is spliced from 3 exons. The coding region runs from base 57 to 308 and encodes 83 amino acids. The record is from RefSeq and is a predicted model, not a curated record. Lineage: Eukaryota; Metazoa; Mollusca; Bivalvia; Mytilida; Mytilidae. Gene Ontology annotation, molecular function: serine-type endopeptidase inhibitor activity.